AUGGUCGCUGUCAAGGACUACAUCCGUGGCCGCUCCAUCAGGGCCGACGUCGCCAGCCGCACAAAGGCCUCGGAGCUGACGCUGCGCCAGUCCCUCUUCCCGCUCAUCAUCGUCACCGCGCUCUUCUUCCUCUGGGGCUUUAGUUACGGCCUCCUCGACACGCUCAAUGCGCACUUUCAGCGCGUCUUGCACUUUACCCCCUCGCGGUCCUCUGGUCUGCAGGCGGCGUACUUCGGAGCUUACCCGCUGGCUUCCAUUGGCCACGCCGCCUGGAUCCUCCGCCACUACGGAUACCGCGCCGUCUUCAUCUGGGGGCUCUGCCUCUACGGCAUCGGCGCCCUCUGCACCAUUGCCGCCCUCAAGGCCAAGUCAUUUGGCGGCUUCUGCGCCUGCAUCUUCAUCAUUGGCAACGGACUCGGCUCGCUCGAGACGGCCGCCAAUCCCUACAUUACAGUAUGCGGCCCUCCACGAUACGCGGAGCUGCGCAUCAACCUCUCCCAAGCCUUCAACGGCAUCGGCACCGUCGUCGCCCCCGUUCUUGCCUCGAAAGUCUUUUUCGCAUUUAGCGACGAGCGAGCCCAAGCCAACGUUCAAUGGGUCUACCUCGCCAUUGCCGUCUUUGUCUUUUUCCUCGCCGCCGUCUUUUUCUUUGCCGAUAUUCCCGAAGUGACCGAUGCUGACAUGGAGUUUCAAGCCGAGGAAACGACGACAGAAGCCUCCGAAAAGCCCUUUUGGAAGCAGUACAAGCUCUUCCACGCCGCCUUUGCCCAAUUCUGCUACACGGGUGCCCAGGUCGCCAUUGCCGGCUACUUCAUCAACUACGCCAUGGACACGCGCCCAGGCACCUCGCGUAGCCUCGGCUCCAACCUUCUCGCCGGCGCGCAGGCCGCCUUUGCCCUCGGCCGCUUCGCCGGCGCCGCCAUCAUGAAGUACGUGCGCCCGCGGUACGUCUUUGGCGUUUUCCUCACCUGCUGCAUCAUCUUCAUCAUACCCGCCAUCACCGGCCGCGGCAACACGGGCAUCGCCAUGCUCUACGUCGUGCUCUUCUUCGAGAGCGUCUGCUUCCCGACCAUUGUCGCGCUGGGAAUGAGGGGCCUCGGCCGCCACACGAAGCGCGGCAGCGGGUACAUUGUCGCCGGCGUCGUGGGCGGCGCGUGCGUGCCCCCGCUGACGGGCAAGGUCAUUGACCUGCACGGCUCGGGCACCGCCAUGGUCGUGCCCCUGGCGUUCUUCGUCGCGGCGUGGUCGUAUGCGCUGUGCGUUAAUGUCGCGCCGCCGUAUAAGCGCGUGAUUGACUCGUUCAACGAGACAAAGGUCGGCAUCGAGCCGACCGUGGAGCACGAGGAGAGGCGGGUCGAAUCCAAAGACGGAUCGAUCUAA
Molecule: messenger RNA, 1380 nt
Organism: Akanthomyces muscarius
Lineage: Eukaryota; Fungi; Ascomycota; Sordariomycetes; Hypocreales; Cordycipitaceae
Exons: 4
Coding region: 1-1380 (459 amino acids)
Biological process (GO): transmembrane transport
Molecular function (GO): transmembrane transporter activity
Source: RefSeq, a predicted model, not a curated record